Messenger RNA from Stegodyphus dumicola, 4035 nucleotides. Its product is annotated as short-chain dehydrogenase/reductase family 9C member 7-like. The record is from RefSeq and is a predicted model, not a curated record. Gene Ontology annotation, cellular component: intracellular membrane-bounded organelle. Gene Ontology annotation, biological process: steroid metabolic process. Lineage: Eukaryota; Metazoa; Arthropoda; Arachnida; Araneae; Eresidae. Gene Ontology annotation, molecular function: oxidoreductase activity.
AGGUUAAUUAGUAGUAUAUCGGUGAUAAGUAUAUCAGAAGGGUGCAUCAGUGAUAAGUGCUAUAUCAGAACACAGUACAAGGGUCUAUCAGCGAUAAGUAUAUCAGAAGCACUGGAAAUAUUUUAUGCAUGAGAGGUAUAGUUCUAAAUGAAACCUGCAAUUUUAGCCAGAAGGUAUAUUUUAUGAUUUUGGUUUGAGAGCAUGGCUUACGAUCCGAAUUUAAACCUUUUAAAACGAUCAGUGAAGGAAUGGUGUCUAAAUUACCAAAUAGCUAUUAUUUUAGCUAUAUGUCUUGUAUUGAUCUUGCCAAAUGGGUUACAAUGGCCUUUGUUUUACCUAGGCAGUAUUCUGUUUCUUACAGUAAAAAUAGCUGACGUGGUGAAUAACUUGAAGUCUAGAGACAAGAUCGUGCCAAACGGAAAGUGUGUUUUUAUAACAGGUUGUGAUACGGGAUUUGGUCACAUGCUUGCAAAAGAAUUAGAUAAAGAAGGUUUUGAAGUUUUCGCAGGAUGUUUGUUUCCUGAAGGAAAUGGAGCCAAGGAGUUGCAGAAUUACAGUUCACAUUCAAUACAUAUUAUUCCAUUAGAUGUGACAUCAGAAGACAGCGUUUUUAAAGCCUACCAGUAUGUUGCUAAUAGAAUUAAAGAUAAAGGUCUGUGGGCUGUUGUAAACAACGCAGGAAUCAAUGACGGAGGUGAAGUACUAUGGACCGAAAUGGGCAUCCUAGAAAAAAUUUUUGAAGUCAAUGCUUUAGGUGUUAUCAGAAUUACAAAGACGUUCCUCCCUCUUUUAUGUCAGUCAAAAGGACGGUUGGUAACUGUGGCAAGCAUUGCAGGAAGACUAGCUAUAGCCGCACUAGGGGCGUAUUCCGCCAGCAAACAUGCAGUCAUAGGAUUUUGCGAUUCUUUGCGCCAGGAGAUGUAUCCAUUUGGAGUGGAAGUAGUGACAGUAGAGCCUUUAGGAUAUAGAACUGACAUGGUUCGUAACGGAGUAACCAGUCUUCAACGGACAUGGGAAUCAGCACUUGCAGAAGUGAAGGCUUUAUUUCCAGAAGAUUAUUUUGAAACGAGAUUGAGGCCAGGGAGCAAAGCGUUUGAUAAAUAUUUUGUAAGUGAUAAUUUGCAGGAAGUUAUUAAUUGCUUGAAGGAAGCAGUUAUGGCUAAGAAUCCAAAAUGUUCAUAUCGACCGGGAAAGAUUCUUGGUCAAAUAUAUUUCCAUGUUGCGAAUCUCUUACCUCAGUCACUUACAGAUUUCUUCCUUCUGAAGCACUAAAAUAAUUGCAUGAUAAAACCAUUCCGAUAUUAUCAUCGAAUAAUAAUUCACAAUUAUAUUCUGUAAUAGUUUUAUUGCUGAGGAAUUGCAAAUAAUUGCAUUAAAAGGGACUGCAGCCUGUCUGGGUACUCAAGAACUCAAGACAACUAGGUUGUCAAUCCCACUUACCGCGUAGACCGAAGACGUAUGUCUAAUAACAAAAGCGAGGAAAUUUAUUUAGAGUUUAUUACAAUUUAUGAAAAGAAACAUUUUAAAAAGAAAAAACUAAAUACUUGUAUUUCUGUAAAAUAAAACACAAAGGACAUUUUUAUCAAUAAAAUAAAGCAAACUGCUUUUUAUAUCACAUGAGGUAUUUUCAUCUACUGCAAUUUCAACUAAAAUAAGACAGUAAAAUCAAAUCUAUUUUUAUAGGUCCUAAAGUAAAUGUAUCAUGCUAAUUUUAUUGAAUAAAAAAACCUGUUUUUGGACACAAAACAUACAGCCAUGUUCUGUUUAUCUUAGUUACACUGAUACCAUUUUAUUAAUAUGAAACAAUAAAAUAAUAAUACUAGUAAUAUAUUAUGUCAUUUUUUAUUGUAUAAACUUUUAUAGUAUUUAUCAACAAAACAUAAAAACUGUAUGGAAAUUUUAAAAAAUGAAAAUUUCUUUACCUUUGAAAACUUUAUUAAUUAAAUUAAAAAAUAGUAACUCUUUAUGCUUUGUGAUGUGAUUAGUAUUUUGAAUACCUUUUUUUAAAUGAUUUAAGUCCAGAUUUCAGUAAAAUAUUUUUCAAAUUAAAAAUGUAGUGAAUUUUCUCAAUUUAUGAAAAUUGGUGAGAGAUUUUAUAGAGAAUGCUUUUAGGGAUAUACGUAGGCAGAUAUCCUCGAGUGUUUUGACAUAGCCAAAAAACUAACCAAAUCAUAGGAAUAUAUGACUAUGUGAUAUGCGUGUUGGCUUUCUAUGUUUCCACAAAUCAUGACAGCCUUAUGAAAACUUAUUAGGAAGGAAUUUAAAUAAUUUGAUAUUACGUUUCAAUAAAUUCUUCAAAGAGCAAGAACAACUAUUCAGAGCACUUGUUCUUCUAUUCUUUGUUCUUUCAUCAGUAUUUUUUCUUCUAUUCUUUCUUCAUUCGUCCUCUUUCUUCAAUAUACUUUUUAAAACUCUGCAGUGUUAAUUCCAAUGCAAGAUCCUACAUUUUGUUCCAAAUUACAUGUGCAUUAUCCCAACUUGUUGAGGUUUCUUUACAUUUCUUACUGGUAUUAUGUUGGUAGCGUAGCAACUGAAAUACGUUACAGUCUUAAAUUCCUUCCCUCCCGGGGAACUUUUCAAAGAAAAGUUUUCCUUUCAAUCUGAUGGAACGUUCAAGAAAAUUUUCAGUUUAAAUAUAUUAAAUAUUUUUACAAAAUGUUCAAUCAUAUCUGUAACAAAUACAAUUAGAUACCUGACCAAAUUAGUACAAGUGCUUCCAAAUAACCAUUUUAAAUAAACAUAUAAAAUUUAAUAUUCUACUAUUAGAAAAAUUUAAACAAUGAAGUUUCAAACUUCCUAGAAUAUGUAUUUUUUUGUUUUGAGAUGUUUGGGUACAACGACUUAAACUGUCAGCAUUUUGAUGGUGCUUCCUCUUUCGAUGCGCAACAUCAUAGUUAAAAGGUUGCAAGAUCAAAGCCCAUCGUAAUAGUCUAGGAUUAGUCCUAGUGUUUUAAUCCAGCCAUACAAAAGGAUUAUGAUCAGUUUGAAUGAUGAACUUAUGAGGUCCAUCUAGGUAGAAUUUUAACUUUACUGCAAAGACUAUCGCAGCACACUCCCUUUACUUUUAAAUACUACAGUAUUUCUGUUCAGUAGGUGAAAAAAUUUUACUAAGAAAUAUUAUUGGAUGUUCUUCGCUUUUAGCAUUUAUCUGUGAUAAUACAACACCAAUACCAAUAUUCGAAGCAAAUUUGCCACUUUAAUACAAGGGCUCAAAUUUUAAAAGAACAUCGUAAACAGGCUAAAUAUUUUGAAGCUUUAAUCCAAAAGCUUAACCUUAGAAUAUCUUUUUAUAAGUUGAAUUCAAUAAUAAGAUGAAACAUUUUCAUAUAAAAUGGCACAGUAUUCAUAAAAACUUAUACUCACACGUACUGUAUUUCUUUUUUUUUUUGAAAUGAACACUGAUUUCACCUUUCUAUCCCAGCGACUACCACCAGAUAUGUAUUCUUUUAUACGUCUGUAAUGAAGUUUUAAAGAAAUCUCGCCAUUUUUUGAUCGAACAGCGAACUUUAUUAGUCAAACUUACACAGCAACUAAAAAACAUUUUAAACGCGUGCAUCUUCCUGCACGGAUAUUCUAUACGCCAGCUUUUUUUACAUUUCUUACCAGUAGCGUAGCAACGCAAAUACAUUACACUAUUACAGUGUAUGUUUUUCAAAUUAUUAACACAUUCGCAGUAUUGAUUUUGUGCUUAAGCUAAUUAAAUGUUUCAGACUUUAUCGCAUUAAUUGAGCAAACUUAACACUCUAAUUAUGUUGCUUGUCUAAGUCUGCUUAGACAAAAAGAAUGCUGUGAGUCUGCCUAGACAAAAAGUGCUUUAUUGUCUGUGAGCCUUUCUUAUGAAAUUUAAAAUGUGGAGUAUGUUUUUAUAAAAAUGAGUUUUUAAAAGUUUUAUUGAACUACUGUAUUAUAAAAAGGCUUUUUAAAAUUUUUGUAAGUUCUCUGUAUGUGAUAAUUAUCAUUUCUGUUUUUAUUCGCGGUAUUUGCUUGUAACUUAAUUUUUUCUGAAACUUAUUAAUAAAUGUUUUUUAAUUUGAA